Apodemus sylvaticus (European woodmouse) is the source of this 2324-nucleotide messenger RNA. RefSeq names its product leucine rich repeat containing 2 (gene Lrrc2). Lineage: Eukaryota; Metazoa; Chordata; Mammalia; Rodentia; Muridae. The record is from RefSeq and is a predicted model, not a curated record. Gene Ontology annotation, molecular function: protein binding. Bases 15 to 1130 code for a protein of 371 amino acids. The transcript is spliced from 8 exons.
AUGCUGCUCCCCACAUGGGACACAAAGUUGUCGUGUUUGACAUCUCUGUCGUCAGAGCCUUAUGGGAAACCCGUGUCAAGAAGCACAGAGCAUGGCAGAAGAAGGAGGCGGAGAGGCUGGAGAAGAGUGCCCUGGAGAAGAUAAAGGAGGAGUGGGACUUUGUGGCCGAGUGCAGGAGGAAGGGCGUGCCCCAGGCGGAGUACUGCAAGAAUGGCUUCGUGGACACCAACACAAGGCUCCUGGAAAAGAUAGAGAGGAACUCGGUCUCCAGGCAGAGCGCACGCAUCAAGGACAGAGGCAAACGGAGCAGUCCGUUUGUGUUUGAACUUUCAGGGACGCAGUGGACGGAGCUGCCUGAUUCACUGAAGGAACAGACACACCUCAAAGAAUGGUACAUUCACAACACCCUCAUUCAGAUCAUUCCGACGUACAUUGAGCUGUUUCAAGCAAUGAAAAUUUUGGAUUUGCCAAAAAACCAAAUCACAUGUCUUCCAGCUGAAAUUGGUCGCUUGAAGAAUCUGAAAGAACUCAAUGUAAGUUUCAACCACUUGAAGAGUAUUCCCCCGGAGCUAGGAGACUGUGAAAAUCUAGAGAGACUGGACUGUUCUGGGAACCUGGACCUGAUGGAGCUCCCCUUUGAGUUAAGUAAUUUGAAGCAAGUGACCUUCGUGGAUAUCUCCGCCAACAAGUUCUCCAGCGUUCCGAUCUGUGUCCUGCGGAUGUGUCGUCUGCAGUGGCUGGAUGUCAGCAGCAACAAUCUCAGUGACCUGCCACAAGAUAUAGACAGGCUGGAAGAGCUACAAAGUUUCCUCCUGUAUAAAAACAAGCUGACCUACCUUCCUCAGGCUAUGCUCAACCUCAAAAAGCUCACCUUGCUGGUUGUCAGUGGGGAUCACCUGGUGGAGCUCCCGACGGCCCUCUGCGAUGGCUCCACGCCUUUGAAAUUUAUAAGCCUUAUGGACAAUCCCAUUGAUAAGACCGGGUGCCAAGACACUGAAGACACAGUAGAAAGCGAACAGGACCGCCAGCAUCUUGAUAAGGAAUUUAUGAAAGCAUAUAUUGAAGACCUUAAAGAAAGAGAAGCUGUUCCCAGUUACACCACCAAAGUGUCAUUUAGUCUUCAGCUUUGAUUAAGUCCACCGGAAGAUGACAAAAAUCUUACUGCCCUGUGCUCUAAAUCUUUGCAUAUGCAUUACCUCUUAUUGGAAUUGCAGCUUGUACUUAAGGACAAAGACUAGAAACUACCAUCUUCACUAUUAAGAAAAAAACCAUUCAAAUUACUGAUAAACUUGCUUAUAUAUUAAUGUUAGCUGACUAAUAUAUAUACUUGUCCUAAAUACUGCAUACUUAAUAUUUUAGGAAACACAUUGCUUAAAACAAUUACAACAUAUGGAACAAGUGUUGAAAUUGAAUGCAUUAUGUUCAGGUAUCAAGGGCUAGAGGGCUAUGGGUGAAAUGGAGAAUUUACCACCUUGAAAAUGUUUCAGUAUACUGUUUACUUUUAUUGAGAACAACGAGUCUAAACAAGUUGCUACUUCCACAUUUCAGAUCCAUUUCUCCAAGUAUGUUUUACGUUGUACUUUGGCUCUCAGGAGAGCCUGAAGGUAUGACUUGGGUCUUGAGGGUGGAAAGAAGGGCUGGUGUAUGUAGAGCAUCCGGCGCAUCCCGCACUAAAUGCUCACACAGCGCAAGCCCAGGAAGAUCUGAACACUCUGCUUGGUCUUGUCCUGACCGGCCACCUGGUGGUCCUCAGAACAGUGCCUUCAGGGCUCAUUCCUGUAGGUGUUUUAGGGAGUGUGGAGACCACACUGAUGGCUUCCACGUGGUAGUCACAGGAGGGCUCUGCCCACUGGAGAGCAGCUGUGGGCUGGCAGAAGACCCUCUGGUGUUAGUUUGCAUUGGCAAAGGCUGGCUUCUCUUUGGGGUCUCUGUUCUUGAAUCAGGUUUACACCACUGGAAGAACUGUAUGAAGAAAGUUUGUAUUUUUAUACCGGUGUCUUAGGCUAAAGCAAACAGGAAGUGGCUGGUUGUUCUGAAGAGAAGAAAUACCCAUAACUCUUGUUUGUGUAUGGGUGGACUCCUUCUGGUGUCAUACGCUGCGGCCACUGCAGCCUUCGCCAUGGGGAGAACGUUCUGUGCCUGUGCCGUUAGAUGCUACAACAUCCAGGGAUGGGACACUUGUGUCUGACAAGCCUCAAAAAAUAAAUUUCAAAUGCAAUAUACUUAGUCAAUUGUGGCUACCAUACUGUACAGCAAAGCCUAACCUGUUAGGUUGGGGGCGGGAGGACAUUGCCUGUGAUUAAAAACAAACAAACAAAGUAAUU